AUGAAGACCUUGCGGUUCAUCUGUGCCCAAGCCCUGGUAUCAAAUGCCCAGAUCGCCCAGAGAAGUAUCACUUGUGUGGCACAAAAUCUGUACCCUCUACUCUUCAAAGCAAGCUACAUGCUGGAACAGGCCACGGUGAUUCAUAACUUAGUAGAAAAGUGGCCAUUGGCAGAAUUCAGCAUUAGGAAGCUCCUGGGGAAAACACCAGACUGUGAAGAAGAUCUCUGCAACAGGACCUGCCAACUCUGCCUGCAAGCAUGUUUGACAGGGCUGAAGAGCUAUGUUUUACACAGUUCAGUGACAUAUUCAAAGAGGCUGAAAAUGUUUGAUUUAACAGGCCUUGUUGACGUGGAAUUUCAGGCCUGCAAUUGUGGCAAAACUUUGGGGAGGUGGGGAAGAACUGAGUUGAUGGCAAGGACCUGUUUUGACUUGCUAGUGGAGAUAGAGGCCCGUCAGCUCGGUACUUUGGUGUCCGAUAUUUCAAUCAAGGUUUUAAUGAGUAUGUUUGUGACACAGCGGAACUAUGAAACAGUGGUUGAGGCCUUGUUGUUGAGGAAGCAGUGUCCACUGAAGAUCACAUGUGUAGACCUCAGAGCUGACAGUUUGACUUUGAGGAAAUUCUUUUACAUCAUCAAACUAGUCAAGCCUGAGACUCUGCAGAAGUUGGAGUUAGUCCACAAUAUUCACAUGAAAAUGGAACAUCUUGAAUUCCUCUUGAGCCAAGUUGCAUUCCCACAGCUCCGAUCGCUGACACUCCCAGCAAGAACCUUUGAUGUACGUAGAAUGACGCAAGAGGAUGAACCUCUGUUGGUGAGAAUUGGUGAGAUGCUAAGUGGAAUGAAAUUCCUUACAGAACUGAGCUUGGCUUUUUCAAUUCUAACCGGACGAAUACGCAAGAUACUCAGUCCUUUAAAAACUCCUCUGCGGUCUCUGGAUGUGUCCAAUUGCUGUCUGAAUCACGUAGACAUGGCAUACCUGGCCAACAGUCUGCAUGCUGAAUACCUGGAAGUGCUGGAUUUGAGUGGCAACAGUGUCACUGACCUCUUCCCUUCAACCUUCUUCAAGCUGCUUACCCUGCGUCCCACACUCUGAGGAGCACUAACCCUUGAGGAGUGUGACAUCAGUGACGAACAGAUCCAUCUGUUGAUGCUAGCCAUAGAGCCCUGCAAAAUGUUAACAGAGUUCAGGUUCCUGGGAAACCCGCUAACAUCAAGAUCACUUCGUCGUAUCUUUGAAGUGUUCACGGAGCUCCCUAUGCUUUGUAAAGUCGAGAUUCCAGUCCCUAGGGACUGCUAUCCUGCAUCCUAUACUUAUCCACUCACAGAUGAAAACCUGCUGAAAUAUGAUAGGGAGAAGUUUGAGGAGAUAAACAAUGAAUUAAUGGUGAUAUUGUUGCAGGCCAAUCGAAAUGAUAUCGUUGUGUCAACUCCAAUCUUUGGCAGUUUUGAUCCCAACAUUCAUGAAACGAGCAAUGAGAUUAGUGUUGUAAUGCUUCAAUCAUUCAAAGAUGCUAUUUCCAACAUUUUAACAACUUUGAAUGAAGUGGAUUAG
Messenger RNA from Pristis pectinata (smalltooth sawfish), 1551 nucleotides. RefSeq names its product leucine-rich repeat-containing protein 14B-like. The record is from RefSeq and is a predicted model, not a curated record. Gene Ontology annotation, molecular function: protein binding. Gene Ontology annotation, cellular component: cytoplasm. Lineage: Eukaryota; Metazoa; Chordata; Chondrichthyes; Rhinopristiformes; Pristidae.